Messenger RNA from Puntigrus tetrazona (Sumatra barb), 1767 nucleotides. Its product is annotated as dehydrogenase/reductase SDR family member 11-like. The coding region runs from base 246 to 1010 and encodes 254 amino acids. The transcript is spliced from 7 exons. The record is from RefSeq and is a predicted model, not a curated record. Lineage: Eukaryota; Metazoa; Chordata; Actinopteri; Cypriniformes; Cyprinidae.
UUAAGCACGGUUUACUGAACUUUACCGGCACGCUGGAAAAUGCGUAAGUAAAACUUAACAGCAAACUAUGUGAGAAACGGCAACCAUUUCUUGUGAAGGCAAACCGGCAAAAAUCUUGGAGGAACGGGCAGGAUUCAAGCGCGCUGCUCGGAAGAAUCGGAAGUGCAUCGCUAUUGGCUAGAUGAGUGUAAAGAUCACCGCAACCUGCCCGCAGAUGAUCUGGGAGAGUUUCGUGAACUUGUAACAUGGAUCGCUGGAAAGGCAGGGUUGCUCUGGUCACCGGGGCUUCGGUGGGAAUCGGGGCAGCUAUCGCAAAGUCUCUUGUCCGGCACGGCAUGAAGGUGGUCGGCUGUGCCAGGAACGUGGAGCAAAUCCAGACAUUGGCAGCAGAAUGCGUGAGCAGCGGCUUCAGCGGCACUCUGAUCCCGUAUAAAUGCGAUCUGUCCGUAGAGGACGACGUGUUAUCCAUGUUCUCCUGGAUCAAAGUUCAUCAUCAGGGCAUUGACGUGUGCGUUAAUAAUGCCGGAUUGGCUCUCCCGGAGCCUCUGUUGGGCGGAAAAACAAGUGCCUGGAGAACUAUGAUAGAUGUGAACGUCAUUGCCUUGUCGGUGUGCGCCCGCGAAGCUUACCAGUCCAUGAAAGAAAACACUCACGACGGUCACAUCAUUAAUAUUAACGGUAUGUGUGGACAUCGUGUCCUCCGCAAUGCUGAUUUACACUUCUACACUGCCAGCAAAUACGCGGUGACCGCUCUCACUGAGGGUCUUCGUCAAGAGUUACGAGAGGCCAAAAGCCACAUACGUGCCACAUCUAUAUCUCCUGGUUUAGUGGAAACGGAGCUAUCCUACCGGCUCUUUAGUCAAAACCCAGAAAAGGCUGCUGCUGCUUAUAAAAGCAUGAAGUGCCUGCAAGCGGAGGACAUCGCAAACGCGGUGGUGUAUGUCCUGAGCGCUCCUCCUCACGUUCAGGUUGGCGACGUUCAGAUGAGGCCUGUGGAGCAGCUGACGUGAACCGCGCGGAGAGACGGAGCGAAACAUCUCUGACGUCUUUAAAGACGAUUGUCGUAAAAAAGUUAGAUUUGUCAAAUGGAUUUUGAAAUGCAUUUUGUGAAAACACUAAACACUUCCGUUUCAUCGCGAUGAUUAUUAUUAUUAUUUUUUUUUACUGCGAUGCCUGAAAUCAUUUAAUGUAGGCUACUGGUGUUAGACACAAUGCUUGAGGUUUGUGUUUAAAAAGUGCCGACUAUAUCAUAGAGAGCUGAUACAUGUCCAUAUUUUAAUGUUAAAGAUAUGGAUAGAGGGAUUUCCUCACCCUCAAAUUGCUCCAAACCUGUAUGUAUUUCUUUUGGAAGAAUGUUGGUAACCAAACAGUUGCCACUGACCGUGCAAGAACAAAAAAAAGCUAACACUUUAUUUCCAUAGUCUACUCUACACAGUGUCACAACAACAACAGGCUAGCAAACACAUGUUGACUAGCGGUCAUUAGAGUACUGGUAGACCCUCUGCUUAAUAUCUUCUAACACUUUAUUUUAAUGGCUUCGCAACAUACUAUGAGAAACUUUGCAAGCAUAUGUUAACUUACACACUAACCUAAACCUAACUAUCUAGUUAGUAAACAUUAGAUGCAAAUGAAUGAGGAUUAGCUGACGUCCAGUUACAAAGUUACUUCUAGUUAGAAUGUCUGAGGUGGACUGCCGAGAUAAAGUGUAACAACAAAUAAAUUUGUCACUUCAAAUAAAAUUCACUGCAAGAAUGUCUAAACACGCAA